UGGUAUGUUCGAUUGGAACCCUAGAGCAACGAAGAACGUAAAUAUCAAGCCCAUAGUUUAGUCCGGACAAGAUGAAGAAGGUGUUGAAAGUUACAAUCUGCCCUCAUCCCACCACCUUCUAAGCUUGGGGCUUCAUCCAUGAAGGUCGUCAGUGAAACAUGCUUUUAUCGCGACUACACAAAUGGCUCAGUUCACAAAAACGGAAACGAAAGUACCCAGUAGAAGAACUAGGGUCCAGGUGUUCCCAGGAAAAAAUGUCUAACUUAUCUAAACAGUUGGAGAGACUCCCGACCAUGUUUGUCAAGGACUGUGGCUACAUUCCAGUAGUACUCACGAAUGCCGCAUCAAUUAUAGAGAAAAAUCUAAAGGUCAAGGAUCUUUUUCAGACACAGGGAGUCGCUGCUCGAGUGAAUCAAACAAUUUCUCAACUCAACGCUACUCGGGUAUCUAGGGUUAAGAAUGCAACAGUGCAUGACGUCAUAGAAGCUAUGAAAACAUUUCUCGUCCACCUGCCGGAACCUUUACUGCCGGAGAAUGUCUGCGAUUCUUUGAUCACAGCAUGCUGUGAUGACGUCAAGUACAGCGCAGUCUUGGCUGAGUUCCAUCGUGUGUCUCCACACAACUUCGCCAUCGUCCUCUUUAUGAUGAGGUUGUUAAAGAAGGUCUCCCAGCACGCUGACCAGAACAGCAUGGACGUCAGGAAACUGGCAACAAUUUUCGUCCUUGACGUCAUCAAUCCCAUGAAGCUGGAGGAUCCCAGUCACGGAGCUUAUCUAGUGGAGAGAAUGCAGAAGCUGCCAUAUUUAAUCAUGGUCGUGGAGAAUCUCAUCAGCAACGUUGAGACAGUCGUCAGUCAUAUCAAAGGUGCAAGUUCUCCAUCCAGAGGUUCCGGUCUACAGACGCCAGUCCUGAACACGCAGAGCGUAGAGAGCGAGCAUGGCGAGACGCUGGAAGCAGGCAGUGCUAGCAUCAGGCAGGUGGGCAGUGCUAGCAUCAGGCAGGUGGGCAGUGCUAGCAUCAGGCAGGUGGCCAGUGCUAGCAUCAGGCAGGUGGGCAGUGCUAGCAUCAGGCAGGUGGGCAGUGCUAGCAUCAGGCAGGUGGCUCACGAUGACAUGAAGCUCGAGCACUGGAGCACAAAAUACAAGCCCUGUCGAGUGGCCAGCGAUAGCUCUGACGUCAGACAUACAUCCGGCAGCGAGAGGCGGGCGACCUCUCCAGCAAGACAGUCAGCCGAGAAACCGUCCAACACGUCACAUCAACGAUUCAAGUCUCCGGCCGCCAGGAAAAAACCACUGACCCAAACAGCAGCUAGCUUGACCCCAAACCAAAGCUACGUCAUGAAACCCCCACGGUCGGCGGAUCAAAAAAUGAUUGUAAAAACCAAAACCAGCCACGGUCCAUCGAGUAAAGCGAAAAAGAAACGAAAAAAUCGUGCAGCGAAGAAGAAGCUCAAGUGUGAGUCGUCAGUUCGCUGUAACAGCCGGGAGUCCGACUACACGACCUUUCAACCCGAGGAGGAGAUCACACCUUGGACUGAUGGAGCUACCAACAGUGACGACACCAGCCUCAUGGCCAAAACUAUUCGUAACCCGCGCGUCUUGCUCGUGGAGAAGAAAGAUGACGUCACGCGCACCCAGAGUACUUGUUUCAAAUCCCAGUCUCCCACAGAAUCUCUCAAGCGAGCUAAGCGAGGUGUUCUUGAAAUAAAAGGCGUGGUCAUUUCCACCAAAGUUACAAAGGAGAAACAAAUCGUCUCUAACGUGACGGACGUGACGUUAUCAGAACUGAGGAGACCCCAUGUCAGACCAAACCACGAGACUCAGUGCACCGAUGCCACGUCUGGCAAUGAUAAUUCCAAUCCCUACCACCAGAAGAGCAGCACGGGGCAGCAGACGUCCCCCGUUGAAUUCAAGGCCGCACCAGCAGACGAGAGCAGGCGACUCUCCCACAGCGCUAGUCUCACGCCAUCUCAGGACGGCUCGUCCGUCUGCUCGCACAAAGACCCCAGUCAAAAGGUCAAAGUCACUGUCAGGGCCAACCGAUCCUGCCGCCCCCAGCUGGUCAACAGGGCCGUGGAUGUGCAGGUGCAGGAGAGUGAGUCUAGAAAUACACUGAGCGAGUGGCUAGUGGACAUAUUCCUCGUGUCUUUAACUCUGCUGUGUACUUGUCUGGUCUUCUAUUGCCACCAAUCCAACCGACCUCUGGAUGGCUGGAUCACUAAUUAAAGCUCUCAACAAACA
Molecule: messenger RNA, 2240 nt
Organism: Physella acuta
Lineage: Eukaryota; Metazoa; Mollusca; Gastropoda; Physidae
Biological process (GO): signal transduction; activation of GTPase activity
Molecular function (GO): GTPase activator activity
Source: RefSeq, a predicted model, not a curated record